AUGAUGCCUCAGUCGCUUCCCUGUGUUACUGUUAAACAAGAAAACUGUAUUCCUAUACAGCUCAUACACUUCUCUGGUAUGAAGGCAAAAUUUUUUCGUGCAACCAAGUUUCAAUCGCACUUUAUAUUACCAGUAUUUUAUAUACGAUUACUCCAUGGUUUAGACAAGAAAAUAACUGCGCUACAUUUCAAAAUACCAAUUGGUAUAGACUGUAGUUCAAUACUGGAACAGAUUGUUUGUACAUCAAUGCAAAAUGUACUCAAGAAUAGUGGACUUAACAUUCCACUUCAAAAUAUGUGUGUACCUUCAGAGUAUAUUUCUAAUCUACACAAACUGCUGAACUACACUUAA
This is a messenger RNA of Heterobilharzia americana, 351 nucleotides long. Lineage: Eukaryota; Metazoa; Platyhelminthes; Trematoda; Strigeidida; Schistosomatidae. The record is from the annotation of a GenBank genome assembly.